AUGUCCGCAUCAACCGACGCCACCCCGGCAUCCAAUGUUCUUGGCACGAUCGGCACUGUUUUCUGGUGUAUCCAGCUUGUCCCCCAGAUAUGGUAUAACUGGCGACGGAAGAAAACAGAAGGGCUGCCUCCCGCAAUGGGGUUCUUGUGGGCUGUUUGUACGGAUCAGUUCUCCCCCUCCCCCGAAGUCAAUCUCCCGAUGCAAAUCCAGCCUCAGAUUUUCGGGACGUUUUCAGCCAUCAUCUGGGCUCAGAUUCUACAUUAUGACCACAGUUACACUUCCCAGAAGGCCACAUUGGCGUGUGUUGGCCUCCUAGUAAUCAUGGGUGGGGUCGAAGCCCUACUCAUCUUGACACUAAGGAUCCCAUAUAAUAAGGGCAUCACCUGGCCGGAUAUCCUGGUGGGCGCGAUAGCCACAGUACUUCUCGCCGGCGGCAUGCUACCAAUCUACUUCGAAUUGGGGAAAAGGCAAGGCCGAGUAAUUGGAAUAAAUUGGGUCUUCUUAUGCAUCGACACGCUGGGAGGGCUGUUUUCAAUUUUCGCUCUUGUGGCACAAGGGUCAUUUGAUAUCCUUGGCGGGGUUAUGUAUAUCGUCGUUGUGGUACUCGAGCUGGGGAUUUACCUCAGCCACAUCAUUUGGCGCAUUCGCUUCCGUAAGGCCCGAAAGGAAGCCAAGCUUUCGGGGAGAAGUGUGGAGGAUGUUCUCCAAAUGUCUAGCCCGGUAUAG
Molecule: messenger RNA, 726 nt
Organism: Aspergillus vadensis CBS 113365
Lineage: Eukaryota; Fungi; Ascomycota; Eurotiomycetes; Eurotiales; Aspergillaceae
Product: PQ-loop repeat-containing protein
Exons: 7
Coding region: 1-726 (241 amino acids)
Source: RefSeq, a predicted model, not a curated record